AUGGUUUCCAAAAGAAGAUUGUCAAAAUCUGAGGAUAAAGAGAGCCUGACGGAAGAUGCCUCCAAAGCCAGGAAGCAGCCACUUUCCAAAAAGACAAAGAAAUCUCAUAUUCCCAAUGCAGUUGAAGAAAAUGAUAGUGUCUUUGUAAAGCUUCUUAAGACAUCAGGAGUUAUUCUUAAAACUGGAGAGAGUCAGAAUCAACUAGCUGUGGAUCAAAUUAUUUUCCAAAAGAAGCUCUUUCAGACCCUGAGGAAACAUCCUUCUUAUCCCAAAAUAAUAGAAGAAUUUGUUAGUGGCCUGGAGUCUUACAUUGAGGACCAAGACAGCUUCAGGAACUGCCUUUUGUCUUGUGAACGUCCGCAGGAUCAGGAAGCCAGCAUGGGCACAUCUUACUCUAAAAGCCUUAUCAAACUGCUUUUGGGCAUUGACAUAUUACAGGUGAGACUAUGUCACUUUUUCUGUGAACGUUUGAUGGAUGUGAUUUUCAGAAAGGCUAACUUCCUUGUCUUUUCUUCCUGACAUAUCAGGAUGACCAGUGAUGGAAUCAACAUGCCUCGACUAAUUAUCAGUCAACUAAAAUGGCUUGACAGAGUUGUGGAUGGCAAGGACCUCUCCACCAAGAUCAUGCAGCUGAUCAGUAUUGCUCCAGAGUACCUGCAGCAUGACUUCAUCACCAGCCUACCUGAGAUCCUAGGGGAUUCCCAGCAUGCUGAUGUGGGGAAAGAACUCAGUGCCUUACUGAUGGAGAAUACUUCACUCACUGUCCCUAUCCUGGAUGUCCUUGCUAGCCUCAGACUUGACCCAAACCUCCUGUCUAAGGUACGCCAGUUGAUGAUGGGUAAGCUGUUGUCUGUCAGAUUGGACGAUUUACCUGUGAUAAUCAAAUUUAUUCUUCAUUCCAUAACAGCUACAGAUGCACUUGAGGUAAUUUCUGAGCUUCGGGAAAAGUUGGAUCUGCAGCAUUGUAUUUUGCCAUCACGGUUGCAAGCUUCCCAAAGCAAGCUCAAAAGUAAAGGACGAACAAGUUAUUUAGGAAAUGAAGAAAGCAGCGGUCAAGACUGUGUUAUUCUCCUCUUUGAUGUAAUAAAGUCAGCCAUUAGAUAUGAGAAAAUCAUUUCAGAAGCCUGGAUUAAGGCAAUUGAAAACAUUGACUCAGUGUCUGAACACAAGAUUUUUGACCUGGCGAUGCUUCUUAUCAUCUAUAGCACCAACACUCAGACAAAGAAGUACAUUGAGAGGGUGCUAAGAAGUAAGAUUCGAUCAGGCUGCAUUCAGGAACAGUUGCUACAGGGUACAUUCUAUAUUCAUCACUUGGUUCUUAAAGAUGUUUGUCCAUCCAUUCUGUUGCUGGCUCAGAGCUUGUUUCACUCCCUAGACCAGAGUAUAAUUUCGUUUGGCAGUCUUCUAUACAAAUAUGCAUUUAAGUUUUUUGACACUUACUGCCAACAGGAAGUCGUUGGUGCCCUAGUGACCCAUAUCUGCAGUGGUAAUGAAGCUGAAGUUGAUACUGCAUUGGACGCCCUUCUAGAAUUGAUAUUACUAAACCCAUCUGUUAUGAGGCUGAAUGCUGUCUUUGUGAAGGGUAUUUUAGAUUACCUGGAUAAUAUGUCCCCUCAGCAAAUACGAAAACUCUUCUAUAUUCUCAGCACACUGGCAUUUAGCAAACAGCAUGAAGCCAGCAGCCACAUCCAGGAUGACAUGCACCUGGUGGUACGAAAGCAGCUCUCUAGCACCAUAUUCAAGUACAAACUUGUUGGGAUUAUUGGUGCCGUCACAAUGGCUGGCAUCAUGGCUACAGAUAGAAGUAGAUCUAAUUUGACCCAAGGGAGAACCGACCUGAGUAAUGAUCAGUGUACACAGGUGACCACCUUGCUCCAGUUGGUUCAUUCCUGUAGUGUGCAGUCUCCUCGGGCCUCUGCACUUUAUUAUGAUGAGUUUGCCAACCUGAUCCAAGGAGGAAAGCUGGCUCCAAAAGUCCUGGAAUGGGUUGAGCAGACCGUCUUUAAUGAUUUCCAAGACGCCUUUGUGGUAGACUUCUGUGUUCCAGAAGGUGACUUUUCAUUUCCUGUGAAAGCUCUCUACGGACUGGAAGAAUGCAAUACUGGUGACGGGAUCGUCAUCAACCUCCUGCCACUGUUGUUCUCUCAGGACUUUGCAGAAGAUGAGGGUCGCGUGACUUCACAGGAACCAGGCCAAAAAUUGAUGUCUCCUUUGUGCCUGGCUCCCCAUUUCCGGUUGCUGAGACUUUGUGUGGAGAGACAACAUGAUGGAAACUUGGAGGAGAUUGAUGGUCUAUUAGAUUGUCCUGUGUUUCUCACUGACCUGGAGCCUGGCGAGAGGCUGAAGUCCAUGUCUGCUAAAGAGCAUUCAUUCAUGUGUUCACUCAUAUUUCUUACUGUCAACUGGUUUCGAGAGGUUGUGAAUGCCUUCUGCCAGCAAACAUCACCUGAGAUGAAGGGGAAGGUGCUCACCCGGUUGAAGCACAUUGUAGAACUACAGAAAAUCCUGGAAAAAUAUUUGGCUGUCACCCCAGACUAUGUCCCUCCUCUUGCAAACUUUGACUUAGAAACUUUAGAUGUAACACCUCAUAGCAGUACUGCUGGUUCAGCAAAAAUCAGAAAAAAAGGAAAGAUAGGAAGGAAGCGAAAAGCAGAUGGCAGCAAAACAUCCUCUCCUGACACACUUUCAAAAGAAGAUAAUUCAGAAUGCGACCCUACACCAUCUGAUAAAAGCCAGCUGAACAAGGAGUUCCCAGGGAAGGAAGAAAAAAUGUCGGUGUCACUACAGAAUUACCAUACUUUUUUCCGAGAGCUAGACAUUGAGGUGUUCUCUAUUCUGCAUUGUGGACUUGUGACCAAGUUCAUCUUAGACACUGAAAUGCACACCGAAGCUACAGAAGUUGUGCAACUUGGGCCCCCUGAGCUGCUUUUCUUACUGGAAGAUCUUGCCCAGAAGGUGGAGAAUAUGCUGAUACCUCCUGUUACCAGGAGAGUCCCCUUCCUCAAGAAUAAAGGAAGCCGGGAUGUUGGAUUCUCACAUCUCCGUCAGAGAUCUUCCCAAGAAAUUGCUCAUUGUGUUGUUCAACUGCUGACCCCAAUGUGUAACCAUCUGGAGAAUAUUCACAAUUAUUUUCAGUGCUUAGCCACUGAGAAUCAUGGUGUGGUUGAUGGACCAGGAGUGCAAGUUCAGGAGUACUGCAUAAUGUCUUCCUGCUAUCAGAGGCUACUGCAGAUUUUCCAUGGGCUUUUUGCUUGGAGUGGAUUUUUUGAACCCAAAAAUCAUAAUUUACUAUACUCAGCCCUCGAGGUCCUUACUAGCCGACUGAAGCAGAGAGAACAUGAACAGCCCUUGGAGGAACUGCUCAGCUUCAACCAGACUUCCCUAGCCAGACAGUUCCUCUGUCGGGUGUGGCCAAGUGGGGAGAAGGAGAAGAACAACAUCUCUAAUGACCAGCUCCAUAGUUUGCUCUGUAUCUACCUGGAGCACACAGGCAGUGUUCUGAAGGCCAUAGAGGAGAUUGCUGGUGUUGGUGUCCCAGAACUGAUCAAUUCUCCUAAAGAUGCAUCUGCUUCCACAUUCCCUACACUGACCAGGCACACCUUUGUCAUUUUCUUCCGUGUGAUGAUGGCUGAAUUAGAGAAGACAGUAAGAGGUCUUCAGGCUGGCACAGCAGCAGACUCGCAGCAGAUUCAUGAAGAGAAGCUCCUCUAUUGGAACAUGGCUGUUCGAGACUUCAGUGUCCUCAUCAACCUCAUAAAGGUAUUUGAUAGUCGUCCUGUUCUGCAUGUGUGUUUGAAGUAUGGACGUCUCUUUGUGGAAGCAUUUCUGAAGCAAUGUAUGCCGCUCCUGGACUUCAGUUUUAGAAAACACCGGGAAGAUGUUCUGAGUUUACUGGAAACCUUCCAGCUGGACACAAGGCUGCUUCAUCACCUGUGUGGACAUUCCAAGAUUCACCAGGACAUGAGACUCACCAAACACGUGCCUUUGCUCAAAAAGACCCUGGAGCUGUUAGUUUGCAGAGUCAAAGCCAUGCUCAUCCUUAACAAUUGCAGAGAGGCUUUCUGGCUGGGCAAUCUCAAAAACCGGGACUUGCAGGGUGAAGAGAUUAUAUCCCAAAAUUCCCAGGAGAGCAUAGCAGAUGAGAAUGAGGAAGACAAAUCAUCCCAGGUCUCCAAAAGCAAAAUAACAGAGGAUGGUGAAGAAGAUGAAGCAAGUGCUGAAGAAAAGGAGCAAGAUAGUGAUGAAAGUUGUGAUGACUCUGAGUAG
Messenger RNA from Propithecus coquereli (Coquerel's sifaka), 4266 nucleotides. RefSeq names its product Fanconi anemia, complementation group D2 (gene FANCD2). The transcript is spliced from 42 exons. Lineage: Eukaryota; Metazoa; Chordata; Mammalia; Primates; Indriidae. Gene Ontology annotation, molecular function: DNA polymerase binding. The record is from RefSeq and is a predicted model, not a curated record. Gene Ontology annotation, biological process: homologous chromosome pairing at meiosis; mitotic intra-S DNA damage checkpoint signaling; double-strand break repair involved in meiotic recombination. Gene Ontology annotation, cellular component: nucleus; condensed chromosome.